UUUCCUUUCACUUUCACUUUGAUUUACUGUGUUUUAUUUCUCAUGAUUUAAGAAUGGCAGGCAAUACAGAAGAUGAUAUAUUUCAUGAUAUUAUCAUGGGUGAAGAAAAAUCUCAGUCGCAGGGUUAUGAAGCUGGAUUUGAAGCAGGAAAACAAUCUGGAUAUGAUGAAGGAUACAGACUAGGUUGGGAAAAGGGAUCUUCUAUUGCAUCAGAGGUUGGAUUUUAUCAUGGUUUCAUUGAAGAACUUCAAACUAAAAUUAAAGAUGAUGACAGCAAACAGAGGGCUUUUAAAGUAACAGAGACAAUUCUAAAAUUAAUCACAGAAUUAACUUUGGAUGAUCCAACAAAUAACUUGUUGUUUGACAAACUGGAGAACAUCAGGGCAAAGUUUAAACAGGUUAUGUCAUUGUUAGGGAUGAAGGCAGAUUUUAACACAGGACAAGAGAAUAAAGGGGUGUCAUUUUGAUAUUGAAAAGUGCAGAAAAAAUACUGAUGACUGUAAAGACAGUCAGCUAUCAUGUGCAAUAAGCCAGAUAAAGAGAAAACACUUCCCUGUGGAUAAAGGAGCUAUUCAUUUCCAUAGGAUGUGGCUACUGAAAAAAUUAUAAACUAAACUUUAGAUUUUUUUUAAAAUUUUAUAUCAAAAUUUUAUUUAUAUUGAAUGUCUAAGAUAUAUUUCAUAUUAAAAUAUAUUAUA
Messenger RNA from Mytilus trossulus (common blue mussel), 698 nucleotides. Its product is annotated as protein LTO1 homolog. Lineage: Eukaryota; Metazoa; Mollusca; Bivalvia; Mytilida; Mytilidae. The record is from RefSeq and is a predicted model, not a curated record. The coding region runs from base 54 to 467 and encodes 137 amino acids. The transcript has 6 exons.